UUUUUUCGCGUGUCUUCUCGUCUCUUGUGUCACCGCACGAUACCAAACAUAUGAUGUGGAGGGUAUGUGUGUCAAAGGCUCAUUGAAAGUAUCCCUUGAAAGUUCAGGUGAACUCUCGGCUGGAAUUUUAAAGGCAACAGACAAAAUAUCCUAUUCAAUAAAUAUGCAGUGCAAAAUACUUUUAGAAGCCCCCACCAAUCACUUCAUCAUGGUCAGCAUUCGACAAAUUGGAUUUCGGACAGAACUACUCGGAAAGUGCAUAGAUUACAUCCAGAUAGAGAAUGAACGUGUCUGUGAACCAAUCUACAGCGAAGAUGAGGAGAGACAUUAUCCGUCUUCCAACAAUAAAAUGAAUCUGAUAUACCAUACAGAAGGGAUGAAUAACAAAACACUGUCUGGAUAUCCAGGUUUCACAAUCACAUUCACUGCUUUUCAGAAAGAUGACGGAAGAAGCGGUCCCUGCUCUCAUAAUACGACUGAUCUGUUUUCAUGUGAUAAAAAUAUCUGCAUUUGGUCUGGACUAACGUGUGAUGGACACAACAAUUGCGGUGACCUCAGUGACGAAGACCCAUACGGACAUUCUAAUUGUGGCAGGACUGGUCGAGGCUCGAGUGUUCUGAUUGUUCUAGGUGUGGUGAUCGUAUUUCUCCUCAUCAUAAUGUGCGCUGCCACCCUUCUCUGUACUAAGAACGAGACAGUUCGACGUUUCUCCACUAGACUUAGAAGUCGUACAGUCUCUUUCAUUCCAAGACCCUCCCCUAGAAGAACAUCAUUCAAGCAAUUGGAACAAACUUAGAACCAUUUUUUAAAUACUAUCUUAUUCAGAAGACAAAACUCGUAGAUUUGUGCACUAAUACUGGCGAAAAAAAUGUAUUAUUAUUCAUAUGAGAUGUGUUUAUCAUGUAUUUUAAUCCAUCUGCAGCAAGAGAAAAAGGCAACAUCUUGGUAAAUUUUAUUAACAGAAAAUAUAGGGAAAAAAUGGUAUUUUGUAAAAAAAUUAAAAAAAAAAAAGAAUAUACAUUAAAAUGAUUCAAGAUGCCCACAUUUAAAAUCAGACCUUAGAAGACAAGCAUGUGUAUUUAAAAAGAAGUUCUUUAAAUAACAGAGAAAUUUUAUAUGCAAUUAUGUGACUGAAAAAUGAUGAGAAAAACAUUCUUUUGAUGCCUUAGUCUAAUUGAAAUUGUCUUGAUGUCUUAGUCCUAUUUGAAACAUAUGAUUUCUAAAAUAUUGUUUUUUUAUAAUGAGUCCGCAACAAACUGAUCUUGAUAAAAAUUAAAUUAAAAGUUUUUAUUGAUUCUUAAGUAUAGAAUAGCACUUUGAUGUCAUUUUUGAAGGGCCAAUUUUUAAAAAAAAUCUCUUUGAUAUGGCUUUAAAUAUCCUCCUUCAAAAAAGGGUAUUAGUCCUAUAUUUUAAGAAUUCUAAAAAAUAAAAAGAAUUUCUGUUAAAUCGCAAGAUCUGGGCAGCCUAAUCUAAUGAUCAAACAGGGAACUGCACGUUCAAAAGUGGCCAAACAAUGCUCAUAAUGUGGUUCAACAAUAAAACACCCUACAUUGUUUUGAGAAGUAUUCCAUUUUUAAUAACCCUAAAUGCCACGUUUUUUUUUUUUUGGCAACAUUUUACAGCAGAAAUUUUAAAUAUUAAGCGAUUUUCAGAAAACCUUAGGAAUUCAGAAACUUAACUUUCAUAAAAUUUAACUGCUGCCAAAAUUUAGAUGAAAGAAAAGAGAAUUUUUUUCUGGCUACAGACCAAUAAACAAAUUUUUAGUUUUUUAUAAAUAAUACAACCGAUGUCGUGUCAUUUACUGUAUUCGUUACUUAUAGAAUAAAAUCUGUAGUUCAAGAUGAAUAAACAAUUUCAGAUUUAAUUUCUAAAGUUGAAUAUUUUUUCUUUCUUUCUUUUUAACUAAUAUUUCUGGGAGAAAAUUUAAGCUAUUGUAAAACCAAACAUAAAUUUUUAUUUCAUGACAAUGCAAAGUGCAUAAAAUAUAAACUCAUAAUAACUUUAUUCUGGUGAUCGAAAUUUCACUAACUGUCUAUCACUAACUAUCACUUUCACUAACUUCAAAAGGGUGACCUUUAUGGGAAUUAAUUAAUUAUAACUAUUAAGUAACAGAAAGAUACAAAAACAUGCUUUAUUGAAAAAAUACGCUUUUUUCCCCAACAAACUUGGAUUUUUAACCAUCAAAAUAGGGUCCACAUAAUUUUGGCAGGAGAACUGAUGAAGGCUUAAGACCCUAUUUUCAAAUUUUUGCAUAUUUAAUUGAAACUAGGGAAAUUUUAAAGCGAAAAAUUAUUGACACACAACUAAAAAUCCAGUUAGAUCACUAAAAAAAAUAAUUUUUAUGACUUUCUACUAUUUUGUUCAAAAAGGGCAAAAAUAAAUAAAGUGUAUGAUAUUUGAAAAAAUAUAGGAUUGUAAAGUAUUAAAAUUCUAUUUCUGAAGAACUAUUCAGCCCAUUUCGUUCUAAGUUUACCAUUUAAAAUUACUUAAGAUUAAAAUGGGGUAAAAAUUUGCAAGCAAUUCAAAUGGUUUCUCGAUCGAUAUAGUAAAUAAAAUUGCUAAAAAUUAUUUUUUGAAUGGAGUUAUUUGUGAAAAAGACAAAUUUAUAAUUAUGGGAAAUUUUUUUUUAAAAUUCGUUUAAUAAAUUAAUUUGUUUAAAAAUACCAAGAGCGAAAAACGAAAUUAACAUAAAGAGGUUCAAACUGAGCACUGGAACCAUACUUCCAGAUUCUAGCUAGUAGUAGGCUCCCCUAUAAUUUUAAAAAUCAAAAAGCCAAAUCUGUUGUAAAAAGAAGUACGUUUUUGUGUUUGAUAUUUUCAAUUAAUAGCUAGCAUUAAUUAAUUAGCACAUUUGCGGCCAACCUUUUGAAUCAUUAAGAUUGGUUUUUAGUAUGUGAAAAUCUGAUUAUUGGAACUGAAGUUAUUCAGGGUGGUUUCUUUCUUGUUUUCCCCACUGUACCUGGCACGGAAGAAACUCACAGGUCUUAAUAGUGAGUGUGUAUUUAGUAUUAUUUUAAAAAUAAAACGGAAAAAAAUGUCUAACUAUGUGUGGCAAUAAAUUUUUUAAUUUAACAAA
This is a messenger RNA of Parasteatoda tepidariorum (common house spider), 3076 nucleotides long. RefSeq lists its product as uncharacterized. Lineage: Eukaryota; Metazoa; Arthropoda; Arachnida; Araneae; Theridiidae. The record is from RefSeq and is a predicted model, not a curated record. Gene Ontology annotation, molecular function: protein binding.